AUGACCCUCGGAAGAUCUAAUGCCAACCGAUCCCUCCCGGUCAAUGCAACUACUACGAUAGUGAACGCCACUUCUGAAUCGGCUUCACCGUCUUCUAGCAAGAGAUCGCAGUCGGAUAUUUCACGCAGCGCCAAUGGCGAGUCAGCAGAGGAGGGCCCUAGCAGGACCGCAGAGGAACGACCAGAAAAGACAGACCAGCAGGAGCGUGGUUCAACACCUCCAGCUGAAGAUAUCAAGCCUCCCAGCAAGGGCGAGCAAACACAAGCAUCCCAGAGCACAUGGCUGGGUUGGUUAUCGAGAAGAGAUGCCGCAACGUCUGAGGCGGCCGGUGGUGAGGUACAGCAGCCCGCCCUUAAACCGGGAACGAUACCGGCGCCUACACCCCCUACUUCAACAGCCGGAAUGUCCGAUGCGCAGUCGGCAACGGACGAGCAGCCAAAGGAAGAAGGCUUGAAUGUUAAUAACAAGAGAAGCUGGUAUUACAUGUGGUCCGGCAACACAUCUGACAGGCCAACGAAGAUGGAUGGACCUUCCCCAAAUAAUGCGCCUUCACCUGUGAGUGAAAGUCCUGAGGCGACGAAAGGGCAGACGGAAAGUCUUGCCAUUCCCGCAGGCAUAUCAAAUUCCAAGUCAACCUCCCAAGCAUCGUCCCUGGAGACUGCGCCACCUCCACGACUUCGGGAGGAUGGCACGAAAUCUUCGGGCUGGGUAUUCUGGUCUCGAGACAAGAAGAGGCCUUCGUCAAUGCAGACGGAAAACGAGCCACAUGUGGGGGAAAUUGCUGUGUCUGACACUCCAUCACAGACGAGGCCGAGACGUGCUUCGAUCUCACUACAGGAAGAGUCGACCAAACCUGCCGUGGCUCAUAAAGUCGUCGGGUUGCAGCAGGCACUUGCAGACCAACGACAGGCACCCAAAUCAUUGAAAUUGCAGAGAAAGCCCUCAGCCUCGAUCGAUGACUCGGCCACAAAACUCGAAACUUCCACUGCUGCUGCCGCCUCACGGGAUCCGAUCGAGGUCGGGACGCCUCGUACAGCAUCUCCAGCGCCGUCGAAGAUGGAAUCUCCCAAUUUAUUGUUGCCCCCAAUAAAAGCGACACUAAAUUAUGAAGAAACUCCUUCGAUCCUGCAGCAACUUGCAAGACUCCUCUAUUAUACAAAGGAGCCUGAGCUCACACAUUUGUCCCUUACCCGCAAUCCUCCGCGGAUUAAAAAUGCCCUCGCUAUUGGCGUCCAUGGUUAUUUCCCUGCACCCCUUAUUAGAACCGUUCUGGGCCAACCUACUGGCACAUCUAUCAAAUUCGCUGACAUGGCUGCGAAAUGUAUCAAGAAGUGGACUCGAAACCAUGGCUAUGACUGCGAGGUCAAGAGCGCUGCUCUCGAAGGUGAGGGCCGGAUCGCUGAGAGGGUGGAACUGCUGUGGAAGUUGCUGCUCAAUUGGAUCGACGAAAUUCGCCGAUCUGACUUCGUCAUGAUAGCCUGCCACAGUCAAGGAGUUCCGGUCGCUAUUAUGCUGGUGGCGAAGCUACUGCAAUUUGGAUGUAUCAGUGCUGCGCGGGUGGGUAUCUGCGCGAUGGCGGGAGUCAAUAUGGGCCCCUUUCAAGAGUACAAGUCACGAUGGAUCAGCGGUUCGGCCGGUGAACUUUUCGAAUUUUCCGACCCCAACAGCAAGGUGUCAAAGGAAUACGCCUCCGCGCUCGACGUUGUGUUGAGAUCCGGACUGGUCAAGUUGACGUUUGUCGGCAGUAUCGACGACCAGCUCGUGUCCAUGGAAUCGUCCAUAUACGCACCAAUAUCCCAUCCCCAUAUCUAUAGAGCAGUUUUCAUCGACUCGAGAAUCCACACGCCCAAUUUCCUCGCACAUCUGGUCGGCUUCUCGUUGAAGUUGCGCAAUGUUGGCGUGCCGGAUCAUGGGCUAAUCAGAGAGUUGUCGUCGCCUUUAGCAGGGAGUUUAUAUGGCGGUGAGGGCCAUUCACGGAUUUACGAAGACGAUGCGGUUUAUGACAUCGCAAUUGCUUUUGCUUUGGAGACGAAUGCUUUCCCAGACGUGCCGGUGUCCAGAAGACCAAUCGGCAACAGCGGAACAAAUCCGUACAUCUUGCCGUUUGCGAUGCGAGGGAUCUUAGAGGAAGAUUACGUGAAGAAAGAAUUACAGGAAGAAGCGCAAGAGUUGUUGGCGCAAUUUGAUGACUGGAAGCCGAUGACCAAGGCGCUCAAAGAUGUCAAAUUCCGGUUGGAAGGGAUUAGAUCCAAAUUGUAG
Capronia coronata CBS 617.96 is the source of this 2259-nucleotide messenger RNA. RefSeq lists its product as uncharacterized. The transcript has a single exon. The record is from RefSeq and is a predicted model, not a curated record. Lineage: Eukaryota; Fungi; Ascomycota; Eurotiomycetes; Chaetothyriales; Herpotrichiellaceae. The coding region runs from base 1 to 2259 and encodes 752 amino acids.